Molecule: messenger RNA, 906 nt
Organism: Malassezia japonica
Lineage: Eukaryota; Fungi; Basidiomycota; Malasseziomycetes; Malasseziales; Malasseziaceae
Exons: 7
Coding region: 1-906 (301 amino acids)
Biological process (GO): mitochondrial citrate transmembrane transport
Cellular component (GO): mitochondrion
Molecular function (GO): citrate secondary active transmembrane transporter activity
Source: RefSeq, a predicted model, not a curated record
AUGGCGACCAAGGAGCGCAACGCGUUGGCCAAGACGAACCCUCUCUUUUCGCUCGCGUCGGGCACCUUUGCCGGUGCCGUGGAGGGUUUCGCGACCUAUCCGAUCGAGUACACCAAGACCGUCUCGCAGUUUGCGACCAAGGCGGGCGCCAAGCCGCCGAACCCCCUUGUGAUUGUCAAGGAGACGGUUGCCAAGCACGGUAUCAGCGGCCUGUACAGUGGCUGUGGUGCUCUGGUGGCCGGCAAUGCGCUCAAGGCCGGCGUGCGUUUCCUGUCCUAUGACCACUUCAAGUCGCUGCUCAAGGAUGAAAACGGCAAGCUGAGUGGCCCUCGCAGUCUCCUCUCGGGUCUCGGUGCCGGUAUGGCCGAGGCGAUCUUUGCCGUGACGCCCAGCGAGACGAUCAAGACGAAGCUGAUUGACGAUGCGAAGCGUGCGGUGCCCAAGUACCCCCCCGGCCUGCUGCGCGGCUCGAUGGCGAUUAUCGGGGACGAGGGCCUGCGCGGUAUCUACCGCGGCCUUGUGCCGGUGAUGCUGCGCCAAGGCGCGAACAGUGCCGUGCGUUUCGGUACCUACUCGACGCUGCGCAACUUUGUCCAGGGCUCGUCGCGCGCUGGCCAGGCGCUUCCCGGUGGUAUUACCUUUGGCAUCGGCGCGAUCGCCGGUAUUGUGACAGUCUAUGCAACCAUGCCCCUCGAUGUGGUCAAGACGCGCAUGCAGAGUCUCGAGGCGCGCCAGCACUACAGCGGCACCUUUGACUGCAUGGCCAAGAUCCUGCGCAACGAAGGCAUCCUCGCGUUCUGGCGCGGUGCGACCCCCCGUCUGGCGCGUCUGAUGCUCAGCGGUGGUAUCGUGUUCACGGUGUAUGAACAAACGAUGGACCUGCUCGAUCGUACGUUUGGCAAAUAG